Molecule: messenger RNA, 438 nt
Organism: Parnassius mnemosyne (clouded apollo)
Lineage: Eukaryota; Metazoa; Arthropoda; Insecta; Lepidoptera; Papilionidae
Source: the annotation of a GenBank genome assembly
AUGAAAGAUUUACUACGCGGUCAACGGUUUGAAGACCCCGAAGCAGCUGUGGAAGCGUACAAAUCAGCCAUUUUGUCAACAUCAACUUCAGACUGGAAUUACUGUUUUAAUGAUUGUGAUACAAAGAGUGAAAAUAGUAUUCCGGAGUGGGCGAUUGUUGAACUGCAGGGUCUCAUACAAAUGAAAAAAGAUUCAACAUUUGGUCCCACUGUCAUUGGGGACUUGCAUUACUUUAACAGAAACAAACACCCUGUGCUUGUACUCGGUCAUCAUAUAUUGAAUGGGAAGGAAGUUAAAUUGGAACAACCCAUGGCAGUCAUCGAGAAAGUCAAUAUUGAAGGAAAGAUGGAAUAUAAAGUGAAAGCUAUUGUCAAAAAGAAAUUGUUAUUUAAGUCCAGACCAAAGCCAAUAAUAUCUAAUGUUUCUGAAAAAAUUUGA